Molecule: messenger RNA, 573 nt
Organism: Vitis riparia (riverbank grape)
Lineage: Eukaryota; Viridiplantae; Streptophyta; Magnoliopsida; Vitales; Vitaceae
Exons: 1
Coding region: 1-573 (190 amino acids)
Source: RefSeq, a predicted model, not a curated record
AUGAAGGCUUUAAAACCGAUUUUGAGAAGUUGGAAUAAAGAGGUUUUUGGGCAGAUUGACUCCAAGAAGCAGAAUGCGUGGAAUUUAAUAGAUUACUGGCAUAAGGAAGAGGGAGUUCAUUUUUUGUCUUUGAAAGAAGAUGAGGCUAGGAAAGAGGCAAGAGAGUCAUAUAAGAAGUGGGCCUUAUUAGAAGAAGUGUCUUGGAGGCAGAAGUCUAGGGAAAUCUGGCUGAAUGAGGGGGAUAAAAACACUAGGUUUUUUCAUCAGAUGGCUAAUGUUCACAGAAUGAGGAAUCAGCUGACUAGAGUAAAGGUGAAUGAGAGGUGUUUAACUGAGGAAAGUGAAAUCAAAGAAGAGGUGAGAAUAACUUUCCAAGGACUGUUGGCAGAUCCUGGUGACUGGAAGCCUAGUAUAAAUGGUUUAAAUUUUGAGAGGCUGGAAAAGGUGGAAAUAGUGUGGGGGGUGGAGAAGCCGUUCUCAGAGGAGGAGGUUUUUGAAGCACUGGUAGACUGUUGCGAAGAGAAAGCGCCAGGCCUUGAAGGUUUCUCAAUGGCCUUUUGGCAGUUUUCUUAG